AAUUCAUGACUUUAUAAUUUUUUCUGUUUUUGAAUAAAUGUCCAAAAACGGUUAUUGAGAGUUAAGUUAUGAUGAACUAAUUCUUCCAAAAAAACAUGUCAUUGAAACAUAAAAAUGAAUAUCGCAGAUCCAUCGACGAUUACCAAACUGAAGCACCUGUACAGCGUAGGAUCGGACUCUAUUGGAUUUUAGCAGCAUUGAGAAUAGUUCUUACUUUUAUUUCACAGACAGGCUACAUUCAUCCCGAUGAGUUCUUUCAAUCCAUUGAAGUUAUCUCCGGAGACCACUUUGAUAUUGAUGUCUACAAGCCAUGGGAGUUCAACACCACCUUUCCCAUACGUUCUAUGUUCAUUCCUCAAAUUAUCGUUGGUUUACCUUAUGCGAUUCUCAACAGAUUGUCUCCAUAUACAUUUUACUUCUUUGGAGUAUCCUUGAGGAGACCAUACUUCUUCGUGCUCUUCCCUCGGCUUUUUAUGUGUGCAUUAUCUUUUCUGUCAGAUUAUUUUCUGUACAAGAUCUGUUUCAUGUAUGGACAGAAUUAUAAAGUCAGGCUUGUCACGUAUGCUAGCUCUUAUGUCAUGCUGACCUAUGCCACCCGCACACUGUCCAACUCGAUUGAAUUGGUACUGACAGCUGCACUGUUGUACUUUGUUUCCCGUUGCAUGGCAUAUUCAGAGAAGGUGGUAUUGCAGAGUGAUUACCUCUCCAUGAAAUACAAUGAAGCAGCGACUGCCGUAGAGCGAGUCAAGUACUACAAGCUCAAAGCAUCGCUACCCUCGCAUUCCCUUAAUGACUGUUUUGUGGUGGCCACAUUAACGGUGAUAGGGAUAUUCAACAGGCCGACUUUUAUCGCAUUUGCCUUUGUUCCCACCUUCUUCUGGCUGCAAAGAGGAUUGAACUCGAAAAGCGUCAACUUCAAAGACUUCCACCUUAGAAUGAUCGUCUUUGUUUUUUGUGGAUUACCGGCUGCGUUGUUUUUUAUUCUAGUCGACAGUUUUUACUUUGGAUAUUUAACGAUGGCAGAGAUAGGUCAAUUGGAGGUCGGAAUUAACAACUUUGUGGUGACACCGGUUAAUUUUCUCAGAUAUAAUGCGAAUACGAAGAAUUUGGAGUCGCAUGGAUUGCAUCCUCGUUUCCUGCAUCUUCUAGUGAACAUUCCGCUCCUGUUUAACGUUCUAGGGAUUAUUGGAUUGCUGACAUUCGUGAAAAUGAUACACAGCGGACUAAAGGCACAAUGGUUGCAUCUACCACGCCUGCAGAGUAUUGUAAGCCUGAUGACAUUCACGUUCAUCGUUCCAGUCGCCUUGCUAUCUCUCUUUCCUCAUCAAGAACCUCGCUUCAUAAUUCCGGUGCUGUUUCCACUGGUAUUUCUUUACGCGCCCGAGCUAAGUCAAGUCCCCAGUCUGGACAUCGUUCAAAAAUAUGCAAAUGGCGAGUCUUCUAGUCCUGUCAAACCGACGAAGCAUAAGUCCAGGAAGAUGAUGCUCUGGUAUGUUAGCAAUCUAUUGCUGGCUCUCUUCUAUGCUUUUGCGCAUCAGGGCGGAAUUCUACCGCUCGUGUCUUACGUUACAACAGAGUUGAAGACUAAACCGCAUCUUACUCACGUGCACUUGUACACAUCGUAUAGUUAUUCGCUGCCCACAGCGUUACUACAGCUGCGAAAUACUCGUAGGAUUUAUCGCAGUAGCAGUAAUCACAAGUACAAACUAACGCAGGACUUUCACUUAUACGAGCAAGGCUCCAAGCCUCUGCCGUGGGUAUUUGAUAGCAUCACUAAGAGGAUCAGAGAUUGCGAAGAGAAGUUUACUAUUAAGAAGAUUCCCUAUAGAUUGUAUUAUGCAUUACCAGCAUCUGCGAUAAAUGAAUUCGAGAAAUUAUCGAGCAAUAAUUCACACUUGUUCAGGUUUCGUGUAGUUAAGACUUUUUAUCCUCACGUCUCUGUGGAGAAAUUACCGUCACUGCAUUCGCUCGACGGGCUAGAACAUUUAUUAAAUUUAAGGCACGAUAGCAUUUUUAGCAGUAUCGUCGAAACUGCAAAAGAUAUUUAUAAGUAUGUUAAACAGUUUAGAUUAAUGUUGCUAAAAAUUGAAUACUUAGUGCCCGAAUCGACACAAAAUUAAUUAACAAAUGAAUAAAUUAAAAAAAAAGGCUAAUAAAAAGAGGAACAGUAUGAAUAACCCAUACAACACGCUUGACUGGAAAUGUAAAACUUGUGAAUCGCCUUUGGACGUCGCCUUAAGCGUGCGAUUGAUCCACUGACGCUUUCAACGUCGAACUAUUUUUAUAUAUCCCAGU
Molecule: messenger RNA, 2295 nt
Organism: Cyphomyrmex costatus
Lineage: Eukaryota; Metazoa; Arthropoda; Insecta; Hymenoptera; Formicidae
Gene: PIG-Z
Product: phosphatidylinositol glycan anchor biosynthesis class Z
Exons: 5
Coding region: 96-2120 (674 amino acids)
Biological process (GO): GPI anchor biosynthetic process
Cellular component (GO): endoplasmic reticulum membrane
Molecular function (GO): alpha-1,2-mannosyltransferase activity
Source: RefSeq, a predicted model, not a curated record